Molecule: messenger RNA, 1695 nt
Organism: Caenorhabditis elegans
Lineage: Eukaryota; Metazoa; Nematoda; Chromadorea; Rhabditida; Rhabditidae
Gene: com-1
Product: DNA endonuclease activator Ctp1 C-terminal domain-containing protein
Exons: 7
Coding region: 66-1643 (525 amino acids)
Source: RefSeq, marked reviewed
AGGAAUCCCAAAAAAUGGACAGAUAUUACGGUAGCCACGUGGCAAAUUCAAGUUUUGACUCAUUUAUGCAAUCUGUGGAUCCAUUUGAGCCAACACCGAAACGAAGAUCCACUGGAGAGUCGGACAGCAUCGCCCGAGCCAUCAGAAAUGCUUUGGAUCCCGAGCUACAGUACCCCCAGCCAUCAAUCGAUAUUUUUGGACCGUCUACAUCAAAUUUUGGAAAUUAUGAAGAAAAUGAUGAAUCAAUUCUGGCAAUAGUAUCCUCAACACAUUCUUCACAAGAAUUGAGCACAACAACGGAUAGGGAAAAACCGCCGAAAAAAGUGAAAAAAGAGAAGAAAAUUGGAGAAAAAUUCCCGAUUUUCAACUCCAAACCGGCGCAUCAGCCGAUUAUGGAUGAUUUUUUAUCACCUGAUGAUAUCGAGCGCUACCGUAACCGUCCCCGGAAACCAUACGUAAAACAAAUUCGAAUGGACGAUUAUCUAUUCAAAGCCCGUCGAAUUGAUAAAGGAUCACGAGAAUUUGGAUUACACACAACACACGAACCAAAACGUGGAAGCAAGAAAAAACGGGAUUCGAUUGAAAGUCUUGAAGUUGAAAAUAUUCAGAAACCAUCGAAAAAGCACAAUGAGCAACAUCAAAAGAAGCCUGAGCAACUCGAUUUCACACUGGCAUUCACUACGCCGAGUCCGGCAAGAAAUCGCCAAAAAACUUCGAAAUUGACAAAGUUUUUCGAGAAAAAUCCAUCGAAAACUUCUAAUCGAGAUUCGAAAAUUGAAAACCGUUCGAAUUCUUCAUCUAUCAUGUACAAUGAUCCAUCUGCCUACUCAAAUGAUAGUAUUUUGGAUGAUACAAUUAUCUCCUCAACACCUCCUGAUAAAUCAUCAUUUCUCGCUGAAACUAUGCCACUAGCGACACCAAGUCCCAAGAAUUUGACACCAAAAAGAGCUCUUCCGACUUCUAGUGCUCGAUCGAUAUUCGGACACGUUGUGCUGCCGAAUCCGAUGAAACGAAAGGAUUUAGGUGUUCUGGCAGCAGUGGAGAAGGACCGCCAGCCAUUGAAACAAGCGAAACGUCAAAAGACGACUGGCUCAAGUAAAAAGCCAGAAUUCGACUAUCCAUCGUCGCCAAUCACACUUCACGAUGAGCAGGAGGAGCAGGAUCUGAAAUUGAGAACACCCGAGCGAAAGACUCUGCAAAACGAAGAGGCGCAGAGAAAACAAUUCGGACGCCACAUGUCAGAACGUGAACAACUCAUGAAACAACUGGUAGAUCAAAAGUUUCGAGAAGAGCGAGAGAAUGGAGAUUUAGAGAGUCGAAGGGCUCAAUUGAAGGAUGGACAAGUGAUUCGGAAUAAGGAAAUGAGGAAGAAUUUGAUGCACGGAGCCGCGUGCAAGUGUUGUAGAGCUUAUUAUGAUGGUCUCGAGAUGGAUGAAAAGGAGAAGGAACAGUAUAUUAAUCAGAUCAGUCGCCACCGCUACGUGCACCAACCACUUCCAGACACUCCAGAACGGUAUUGGGAUUUGACAAUGGGACCACGAGAUGAGGACAGCGGAAAUCAUGUACAAAUGACACAGAGCCGACGAUGGGAAGAUAUAGCAGAGAAAAUGGAAUGGCCGACUGGAAUCAAUACGUGGAAUUAAUUGAAACAUAUCACUUCUUAUUUUAUUUAUUUUCAUAUGAAUAUGUGUAUUU